UGUGGGUAUUUGAAUAUAAAGGAGUGCAGUGCAACACCCAAUCUCACAGCUAAUUAGUUCAACCCUUGACAAAAGGUUGGCCAGCCACUGAAGAGAACACCUGGGACAGGCGUAACAGGGCUUCAUGGACUGCUUUAGAGGCUUGAGUGGAGAAGGGUAAUAGGGGACCUCCUCAUGUUCACCCUUUCUGGAACUUAACUGAUGUUUGUCACAUUUUCACUUAUCCAGAGCAUGUAAGAGCUGGAAACAGAGUAGGAGAAUUGUUUAAGGACUUGUGGUUCAAGGAAUUGGAGAUAAUGUCUGUACCAGUCUCAGAUGAUGACAGAACCUUCAAAGACUUGAACGUUGUGGGGAUGCUUCACAAGUUCUGGGAGCAGAAACAAGUGAAAGGCGUGAUGAUGGAGACAGAGAAUCUGGUACUCUAUGAGUCCAUUCCCUCACCCAGCCCUCCGUACAUAUGCUAUGUCACCUUACCAGGUGGAAGCUGCUUUGGAAAUUUUAAGUUUUGCUACAGUAAAGCAGAGGCCAGACGUGAUGCAGCUCGAAUCGCUCUGAUGAACUCCACGUUUAAUGAGUUGCCCUGUCGCCGUAUCACUCCUGAAUUCAUAGCAUGCAGCGUUAAAGAGGCCGUCGGCACCACCAGUGGCAACAUUGCAGAUGCCUCUGACCCCAGUACUAGUAUAGGAGCCUAUUGUCUCAUGCUGGAGCUGAACACUGGGAGAACCAUGCUGGAAUUCCAGGAAAUAAUGACGGUUUUUCAGCUUUUGCACUGGAAUGGGACCCUUAAGGCUUUUCGGGAGAUGAGAUGUAGCCGUCAGGAAGUGAUCGAUUACUAUUCACAACAGCGUCUGGAUGAGCGCACACGCAGCCACAUGGCUUUGGACUGGCUACAGAAGGAGCGGCAAUCCCCCGGUCUGCUCUCCCAAGAGCUGCAGCUAGCCAUGAAGGAGCUGGGAGAGGCCCAACGGUCCGGGAGGGAACUCCGCUUCUACAAGGAGAAGAAAGAAAUCCUGAGCUUGGCUCUCUAUCACGCUAAUGCCGAGGAUCUGGAGGGAUACCACAGUGAGGAGGUGUCUUGGAGAGAAGACACUGAGUUUGAGUAUUACACUCAGGAGGGCCACUGUCUGGAGGAUUCUUCAAAACACUGCCACUUUCACUCUCAGGGCAGUGUGAGUGAUAGAGAAUCUGUAGAAUGAGCUGUGUAAGACAGGACGUCUUAUGUGCUAUGGACAAAUUGUACAUACUUUACAGUAAAGUCUGUUUUUUUUAAGACUUUCAUAUGUUAUUUCUUUUUCUAUGUGUUUUAGAAUUUGAAAUUAUGAGAUAUCGUUGAUUUGUUGUUUUGGUCACAUUUGUAUCCACAAUGAAGUGCUUUAGAAACCCUUCUGAAAAGGGGGGAGUGGGGGGAGCUCAGUGAGUAAAGACGCUGACUACCACCCCUGGAGUCACGAGUUCGAACCCAGGGCGUGCCGAGUGACUCCAGCCAGGUCUCCCAAGGGAGGGUAGUCACAUUGGGUAACCUCCUUGUGGUCGCCAUAAUGUGGUUCACUCUCGGUGGGGCGCAUGGUGAGUUGUGCACGGAUGCCGCGGAGAAUAGCAUGAAGCCUCCACACGUGCUAUGUCUCCACAGUAACGCACUUAACAAGCUGCAUGGAUUGACGGUCUCAGAGGUGGAGGCAACUGAGAUUUGUCCUCCACAACCCAGAUUAAGGCAAGUCACUACGCCACCACAAGGACCUAGAACACACUGGGAAUUGGCCAUUCCAAAUUGGGGAGAAAAAGGGGAGAAUUUUUUUUUUUUUUUUUAAAGAAACCCUUAUGAAAAAAAUACAAAAUCAUUCUAAGCUGGUUGGCUGGUCUUAACUGGUCACAAAAAGGUGAGUUGGCUGUUUUUAGAGGGGUUUUGGGCACUUUUUAGCUGGUCAGGCAGGACAUCUGAAACACCAGCUGAGUGCCAGGCUGGGUGACCUGCUAAGACUAGCCAACCAGCUUAGUCUGGUUGAGAUGUUUGUUUUUUUUUUUUGUUUUUUUUUUUUACAAGAAAAGGAGGAACCACUAAAAAAAAAGCAUCAA
Molecule: messenger RNA, 2073 nt
Organism: Myxocyprinus asiaticus (Chinese sucker)
Lineage: Eukaryota; Metazoa; Chordata; Actinopteri; Cypriniformes; Catostomidae
Product: protein limb expression 1-like
Exons: 6
Coding region: 297-1196 (299 amino acids)
Biological process (GO): autophagosome maturation
Cellular component (GO): cytoplasm
Source: RefSeq, a predicted model, not a curated record